Populus euphratica (Euphrates poplar) is the source of this 1173-nucleotide messenger RNA. RefSeq names its product F-box protein At3g07870-like. Lineage: Eukaryota; Viridiplantae; Streptophyta; Magnoliopsida; Malpighiales; Salicaceae. The transcript has 5 exons. The record is from RefSeq and is a predicted model, not a curated record. The coding region runs from base 1 to 1173 and encodes 390 amino acids.
AUGGAUGAUAAUCCAAGAAAAAGAGCAUCAAGUUCUCAAAUUCCUAUUGUCAUUGCAAGCAGUGAAUGUCUAAUGAAUAAGCUUGCAUCCUGUUUGAUAAUGGACAUACUAUCAAGAUUGCCCAUCAAGACCAUCUUGAAUUGCCGGUGUCUUGCUAUUGAAACCAUAUCCAACAAUCCUGAACCAAGAAACCUCCAGCUUGUCCAAAUAACUGGAAAGCCUCUUGGUUUGCGCUUCCGUGUUGUUGAAGAAAUGAAGUUUGUUCCCGGAAUCAACUUACCCUAUAAUGAUUUCUUGAUCGAAAACUCUUGUAAUGGGCUUCUUUGCAUUUCUGAAACAUUCCAAGACGGCUCCCAUGAUGACAUUUAUUUGUGCAAUCCAAUUUUGGGGGAGUAUAUCUCCAUUCCACUCGCUGCUGGUCAAGGUACAAGGCAAAAGAGUAGUUUCAGAUUGGGAUACAGUGCCAUUACUAAAGAAUACAAAGUGUUGCACACUUUUUGUUCGAAGACAGGGUCUUAUUACCAACCUGAGGCUGAUAUAUACACGAUUGGUACAGGGAAAUGGAGUAGUAGUCAAAAAGCUCUUCUUAAUCUUGAUAUGUUCAUUGUGGAUAGUUUUGUGUGCGGAUCAAUCCAUUGGGAACUUCGUGAUGAAGACGAAUGUGUGAAUGGUAUAGGUUCUUUUGACUUUGAGAAUGAGCAAAUUAGCCAAUUGUCCUUACCGCCUCGCUAUAAUGAGGACCAUGACUAUGGGAUCAAGGAGUCUUGGACCAAACAAUUUACCGUCAAGAACCUAGGUUUUGCCAAGCUUUAUGAGCCCUUGAUUUUCUUGAACAAUGGAUUAAUCUUGAUGAUGCAAUAUCUUGAAUUUGUCGUUUGUUAUGACACUAGAAGGAAAUUCAUGGAAGUUAUUAGAAUAUGGCAGACUCAGGGAAACAAUUAUGCAAGUGCAUACAAACCAUCCUUUGUUUCGCUGAAGGAUGUAGGAAAAGGAGAACAGUUGAAGAUGUCAAGGAAGGAGCAAUUCCCACUUGAAGUUCUUGUUCUUCAAGAACACAAUCAGGUCUUCGCAUUGAAGCAAGCUGGUAGAGAAGAUGACAAAUCCUCCUCUAAAGGAGCAUACAACUGCACCAGUCAUGAUCAACUUUAUGAGAGCAUUCCUCCACGGCACUAA